GAAUAAUGCAAAUUCCAUCAAGUCUCCUCCUCGCAGCGUAUAGGGAGCUCAGAAAACCUAUACGGUAUAUUUACUUUAUGUGGUAAUUCUCUUGUAAACCCGGCAUAAACAAGAUAUUCCCGUUGUAUCCAUGAUUAAGUUGUUCACUCUAUGUAAUUAUGGUACAGUUAUUUGAUUGAUGGCAUGUUUCUGUCAGGAAGUUCUUAGUCAGAAGCCGGUAGUGCAGUAAUGUUAGCUAACAUUAGCUAUUAGCUGUUUUCACCGGGGACGGGCGGACCUCUUUGUCUGACAGGGCAGAGAAGGGGAACGCGUGCUCUUUUGUUUGGCAUUUUCUUUGUUAAGUGGGACAAACGGAACUCUGGAACCAACGUUUCUCAAUUCACGUCCUUCCAUAAGUGUUUAAAAGAUGCAAAACGUGAAGAAAUACUUUACAGAAGGGCUGAUACAGUUUACGAUCUUACUCAGUUUGAUCGGAGUUCGCGUGGAUGUCGACAGCUACUUAAACGGCUACUACUCACCGCUUGAAAUUAACGACGGCCCUAGCUCAGCCUACAUCCAGACACCGUUUCACAGUUUACGGGACACUUGGGACGGGUACAGCGUGCACCCCAAAUGUCCUGAGUUGGACUACUUCUUUGCCAGCCGUCGGCUCCUGGAUGAGGUGAGGGCACUUGGGUCGCCUGCACGGUUUCCUACGCAGUUGAGCGCGUGGCUCGUGCACCAGGUACCUGACGGCUCAGAGUUCGGAGAGCCACCCAACAGCACGAGCAACAGUAAUGUUAGCGCUGUGCUGUCGUCAGAGAGUACAGGGGAAGAGGCCAACGAUACUGAACUUCUCGUCUGCGACGACAGUUCUACCGGGGGCCCUAGGUUGCGAGGUCGGCACGAGGAGUACCAGACUGUAGUCCAGUUAAGCAGUGAAUCGGGGCCUUAUCUCAGCAAUGGGGCCUGCGAGAUACCCAAAGAGGACGUUGAGGCACUGAAGUGUCAAAUCAACGAGGACAGUGAUAAUAGUGGCGACAGGGAGGAAGCAGUUUCCUUAAACCAGUUGGUUCUCAGUUCUGCACUAGAACAUGAGGGUUUGUUCAGUAGUGGUGCUCCUCUUUCUGGCCCAGAGGACCCUCCUCUACCUACCAUCGACAUCGACCCGCACUGGAGCCACUUCCUGUCUCUACCUGUCUCAGAAUUUGAUGAUUUAGACCCACUGGUUCCUCAGCAACUCUCUGACCUUGAUGCUGACAUCUCCAGUGCCAUCAGCCAGGAUGUAAGUCUCCGUGACGCCAUGGUGACAGGUUCUAUCUACGACAUGAUUCCACAGAGGAGUGGAGUGCGGACCCUGGUCGCCCGGCAACCACGUGGACCCCUUUUCCGACUAGAGUCCACAAACUCCUCCCUUUCUGACUCGUCGCCAGGGACGACUACCGAGCUGGCCACAGUACCUUUUGCCACGACAGUUAAUGGAACACUUAAUGGAACGUCAUCCCAUGGUGCUCUGGGAGGCUGUCUUGAUGAGGCAGUGUUUGAUCAGAUCAACCUGCUAGGGCUGGAGGGCUGUCUGGACAACAUCGACGGCCAGCUGCUGGCGGGUCUACAGGGCAUCGACCCUCGGGUCCUGGAAGACCUGGACUCUGACUCUGGCCUUUCUCUGGAGAGCAGCUCUCGAGGCCCAGUCUCCCCAGGUGUUUCUGAAGUGUCAUCAUCGUCUUCCAGUUCGUUCUGUGAGGACGAGGGCGGGGCUACAGGCUACAGCAGUGAGGCAGACUCCCUCCCCUCCAAGGGCAUCGCUGACUACGACACAUGGUCGCCCGUGGACCUCAGCGAGAGCGUGUGGCACGACCACAGCUAUUCCUCCCCAGCCUUGUCCCACAUGUCAACCACCACAUUCCCCCGCAAAGCCAUCAAACAGGAGCCUCUCAGCGACGAAGACGACGACCAGGAAGAGUACGGCGACCGAGAGCUUAGCCGUGAUGAACUCCGCGCCCGGGCAUUGCACGUCCCGUUUUCGGCGACAGAGAUCGUUAGCAUGCCUGUUGAGGUGUUCCUGGAGCUGCUGGAGGGCCAUGACCUAUCCCCAGCCCAGGUCACCCUCCUGAGGGACAUCCGGAGGCGUGGGAAGAACAAGCUGGCGGCACAGAACUGCCGCAAGCGCAAGCUGGAUGCCAUCACGGGGCUCCAGGAGGAAGUGGAAAGGCUGCAGGCCCAGCGGGACAGGCUGCUCAGGGAGAGACAGCACACAGCCAAGGCUCUGGGCGCGGCAGGCCAGCGCAUGGAGCAGCUCUCCAGGGAUGUCCUCUCCAGACUGAGGGAUGACUCAGGACGACCCCUGAACCCAGGCAGGUACAGCCUGCAGUGCGGGGCCAAUGGGAGGGUUGUGGUGCAGCAGAUCAGGCGGCCUGUUGUUGCCACGACGACAGCUGUAGGUAAAACAGACAAGAGGAAGAAGGAGAAGAAGCCUUGAUGCAGCACAGGCUGCUGGGACUUGAUGAUUUUAGGUGUCAGUAUCCUGGAAGUUAGGCUCCAUAUCCUGGUUAUGUUUCUGGAUCUUCCUACUUGUCUGGACUCUCUGUCCUUGAGAGCCUAAAAGGGCAUAAAUGUGUGUAUGUGUAAAUGCACACCUCAAAUGUAAAUACAAAUAUUACAGAAAUCAGUAUGUGUGUAUGAUGGAGAUUUUUGGGGAAUAAGAAACAUAGCUAAAACACUGGACUGUAAUGUUUUUUUGCUCCUUAUAUAAGUAAAAGUUGUAUUAUCAUUAAAGCAUUCACAAAUACAAUACAAUACAAUACAAUACAAUGUCCUGGAGAUGUCAGGCUACAGUAUUUUGUGAAAGCCCAAAAAAUUGUAGGUUAGCUUAAAGGAAAUUGAACUCUAAUUCUAUAGCUAAACUAUUUCAAAUCUACAUAUCGGGUGACUUGUGUGACGUGUCAUCUGAAAGGCCUUAAUUUAAUAAAUAAAAAAAAAUGUUUAGUUGUGUAUCAGUGAUACGCAUAUGUACAUAUUUCUUUUUGUGUGAUCCUUUUUUAGAUUAAUUUUAUAAAAUAUAUUGUUUUUUUUCAAGCACUGUAUCCUUUCCUGUCUUUUUUGUUUUGUGUUUUUAACAAGGCUUUGAUUUAAGUUGUUUACAUUCUACCUCUAAUGACAACGGAUUUAUAUGGACAAUGUGGAUGGAUUUCGGGACAUACCAUUUCUAUUAAAUGGCUACGGGGUGGUUUGGGAACACCAGGGGCACUCAAGCACAGAAGAGGCAUUGAGUGUUUCCAUCUGAAAUGACCGUAUGAAUUGGACCAUUUAUUUUAGUUUGAUGGGUGUGAAAUUUCCCUAAAAAUGAAAUAGAUUUUUUGCUACUUGAGGUAUGUUUGAUUAAAUAGAAGUUUUGAAAUGUUUGGGUUGCAGCUGUGAGUGAACACGGUAUUCUGUCAAUUCUUUAAUGUUGUACGUGUAUGUUGUUAACAUGCAUAUCUGCCCUCAUUGGUUAGAAUAUGCCAGCCUACAUCCACAUGCCAUCUGCCUUUGUUACGGUCUUCUCCCACGUAUAAAGCGAUCAGUCCAGCAUCUUCAGUAUAUACAUCAAUGGUUCUCAAACUGUUCCGGGGACCCCAGACAUCCCACAAUUUAGUUGUAGCCCUGAGUUGGCAUGCAUGAUUACCUAAGUGUGGCCUUGAUUAUGAGUAGACAAGUUGAAUUAGGUGUGCUCAUUCUGAAAAAGUUCAAAUAUGUGGAAUGGCUGGGGGACAAAGACAAUAGAUUUCAGAACCAUAGAUGUAAAUAAUCUUUGACUCGCUGCCUCUUCACAAUAGGUCAAUGGUGCCUCACUCCCCUAAACUUAUUGAAAUUAUACAUUCUCCCACUUUUGUAUUCAGAAGAAUAGUAUGUGUUUUGUUGCUAUGUAUAAUCGUACAGACAGAUUGAAGAAAAUAUGUAUUGGGAGGUAACUGUACCCUUUCUGUUUCUCUCAGAUGUGAAUGGAGGGCUAUAGACUAACUAAUUCAAGCAAGUGAAAUAGCCUAUGCCAUUGUAUUACAUAAAUUCUGUUUCCCAGAAAUCAGUUCUGCCUUUCCCAAAACCAAUUGCAUUAUCAGAAACACUGAACUGUAUUUCUAUAGACUUUUUUCUUUUUAGGCACUUUUUGUUUGGUUUGUUUCUUUGCCUGUGAAUUUCUGAUUGCUGUGUGUGUUAGUAUAAAUGAGAGACUGAAUGAUCUAACAAAUCCUUAAUUUAAAUUUUUUUUACCAUAAAAUGUAUACCUUUUUCUUUUUAAAUUACUUUUAGCUUUUCAAAUGGUUUUGUUGUUUAGCUGGGAAUGGUUGUGUUAAAGCUGCAUUGGGAAGGAUGUUGAACUGAGUGAUUCCUAAAUCUCCUAAGUCCACUGAUGAUGCUCUUGUUGACAUGGUUCUUUCCUAAGAAAAAUUAAAAAUACAAAACUGG
Messenger RNA from Esox lucius (northern pike), 4422 nucleotides. It is a transcript of the gene nfe2l3, whose product is annotated as nuclear factor, erythroid 2-like 3. The transcript is spliced from 5 exons. Gene Ontology annotation, biological process: regulation of transcription by RNA polymerase II. NCBI's taxonomy places the organism in Eukaryota, Metazoa, Chordata, Actinopteri, Esociformes, Esocidae. Gene Ontology annotation, cellular component: nucleus. Bases 407 to 2458 code for a protein of 683 amino acids. The record is from RefSeq and is a predicted model, not a curated record. Gene Ontology annotation, molecular function: RNA polymerase II cis-regulatory region sequence-specific DNA binding; DNA-binding transcription factor activity, RNA polymerase II-specific.